This is a messenger RNA of Physella acuta, 945 nucleotides long. RefSeq lists its product as uncharacterized. The record is from RefSeq and is a predicted model, not a curated record. Lineage: Eukaryota; Metazoa; Mollusca; Gastropoda; Physidae.
CUUUGAAGACAAGUUCGUAACCAAGUUCUUGGAAAAUCUCAGCAAAUCUUCAGCGGAGAAAAUCAAAGUAAUUUGUUUGCACAAUGCCUAUAGCGACUACGACUACGACGACUUACCGAUUCAUGCAUUCGAUACCGUCUUAACAAAGUUUACAAACCUUCAGUCACUAACAAUUGAGUAUCUCAGCGAAGCCCUACUACAAAACCUAUCAAAGAGUCUGGGGACAAACUUCAAAUAUUUUUUUAUAACUGUCAGUUACUUAGAAGGAAACAUACGCGGAAUGGCAUGGAGGGCUCUUAUAGAAUCCUGUCCUGACGUCAAGGUGUCACUAAAUGUGUCCAACUACAUAGAUUGUGGUCUUUUGUCCCCACACAUACCUUUGGUCAGCAUUACGGUACGGUUCAACGGCCAGUCUAAGACCGGGGAUCAGUUUUCCCUUGACAACAUUGCCACCCUGUACCGCCACACACUGGAAGAGCUACACAUUGGACAUUAUAAAAUGGAGGGAAAUUUGACAGAGGAAUUUCUGGCACAGCUGGAGUCUUUUGAAAGAUUACGGACGUUUUCGAUGUCCAUGACCAUAAAAACAAAACAAAACAUCAUGUUUUUAAGGUCUUUUAAAGAAAUUGUGAAAAAUCAAAACAAUUUGAGGGAUGUCACCAUAAAGUAUCACGGCAGGCGGACGAUCAAUUCUGGAGUACUCCGUGAAAUGGACAGUCUUAAGGAAGACUUGAAAGAAUUUGUGGAUCGUGGCUUGGUGCUAAAGUUCAUCCUUCCAACGAGAGAUGAGUAAAUGUAUUAGUUCUACAAAGUUGGUACGAAUACAAUGGAUGAAUUAGCUAGUUUAAAUAUUUAUAAUGUUUGACGUAACUGUGUUUCACUCCUAAGUUCUUGAGAUGUGCAGUUUUAAUUAUGGUAAUAUUGUUUCACCUCCUUCACAUACAG